Aspergillus alliaceus is the source of this 4845-nucleotide messenger RNA. RefSeq lists its product as uncharacterized. The transcript is spliced from 5 exons. Lineage: Eukaryota; Fungi; Ascomycota; Eurotiomycetes; Eurotiales; Aspergillaceae. Gene Ontology annotation, biological process: long-chain fatty acid biosynthetic process. The record is from RefSeq and is a predicted model, not a curated record. The coding region runs from base 1 to 4845 and encodes 1614 amino acids. Gene Ontology annotation, cellular component: fatty acid synthase complex. Gene Ontology annotation, molecular function: 3-oxoacyl-[acyl-carrier-protein] synthase activity; fatty acid synthase activity; holo-[acyl-carrier-protein] synthase activity.
AUGCAGCCAGAAGUUGAGCAGCAGCUUGCAUAUGUGCUCUUAAUAGAGCUGUUGGCGCAUCAGUUUGCGUCUCCGGUCCAAUGGGUCGCGACGCAGGAUGGCCUCCUGAAAGAACAAAAUGUUGAACGCUUUAUCGAAAUCGGUCCGGCAGACAUUCUCACCGGCAUGCUGAGGAAGACGGUAGGCCAACAGUACAAAUCCCAAGACGCGGCGCGCCACAUGUCACGAAAGCUUCUCUCUUACGCCCAGAAUGCGGAAGAGAUACAGUAUACCUUAGGGUCAUCCUCAACGACAAGUACGAGGGAAGCUGUAAAGCCUCCUUUGCUACGGUCUAAAGAGCCAGCGGCUCCCAGAACAGCCGUGGAAACCACACCUGCGGCUCCUGCUUUGAGUCGAGACAGUACUACGGUGCCCCCAGCUGCUAAAUUCGCAAAGAUCGCAGAUGCCCCGGUAGCGGCGAAGGAUAUUGUAAUUGCAAUUAUCGCGCAGAAGCUGAGAAAGAGUCACGCCGAGGUGGCGUUGGAUAAGACGAUCAAGGCAUUAGUGAGCGGUCGAUCGACGUUAGAGAAUGAGAUCGUGGGCGACCUUGACGCCGAGUUCGGAUCUCUCCCCGAUCGGGCGGAAGAGCUCAGACUAGACGAACUAUGCGGUACUUUGCAAUCGGCUGCGAGUUUCGCCGGACAGCUGGGUAAAGUAUCUACAAGCCUUAUAUCUCGGGUUUUUGCACAAAAGCUUCCCGCAGGUUUCUCCAGCGGUGAUGCUCGUGCGUAUCUGCAAACACGGUGGGGACUGGGAACAGGACGCCAGGACUCCAUCUUCUUGCGGGCAAGCACGGCACAAACAUCUGCUCGCCUAGCAAGUUUGGGUGAGGCACAGUCAUUCUUCGAUCGGGUCGUGCAGCAUUACGCCGCAGAUAACGGGCUUGAUCUCUCUGUGUCGGUAUCUGCCGCCGAUGCAGCGGUCGCAGUGUCGGCCCCUAUAGACAGUAAAGCUCUCGAUGUAGUGAAAAAGGAUCAGGAAAGACUCCGGAAGUCGCAAAUGGAGCUCUAUGCACGACUCCUUGGGAAAGACUUGAGUAACGACGCGCGAGAAGCGCUAAAAGCACAGAUCUCGACCAUCAAGCUGCAGGAACAGUUGGAUGUCAUCACAGCUGAGGUGGGCGAUGUCUUCAUCUCUGGCAUUCGUCCUUUAUGGGCGGUUCUCAAGGUCCGCCGAUUUAAUUCGAGCUGGAAUUGGGUAUUGCAGGAUACACUGCAUCUUUUCCACCAGAUUUUGCGAGGGGAAUUUGCAGACGCCGACUUCCCCAAAUAUAGCAAUGCCAUUGCCAACCGAUCUAGUCCUCGCUUGCUACAGAUGAUCAAGUACCUUGCAAGCAGCCCGUCCACUCUCUGGGGUACUCGUUUCUUCGAAGCCAAGGCUGUGAUGCAUCGUCUGCUCGACCAGUGUGCGACCUCCCGCGCCCCUCGAUUUGAGCCACUGGCUGCGAACUAUGACGCUUUCAUCAAGGGACCCAGCACUACUGUGGAUGACAACGGCCAUAUAAAGUAUUGCGAGGUCAUUCGCGGCGGGCCUCCCGUCAUUGCACCGAUUCAUAUCAAGACCCAGCGGCAGGCUGCCUGGCAGACAGACCGAGCGCUCACGGCGUUGUACCUAGAUGAGGUGCAGUCCUCUUGGAAUGACGGGGCCACCUUUGUCGACAAAUGUGUGCUUAUGACCGGCGUGAGUGCUGGAUCAAUUGGCGCGGAAAUCCUCAAAGGCCUCUUGAGUGGGGGAGCCAAGGUCGUCGUCACCACCAGCAGUUAUUCUUCCGCCACGACCCGGUUCUACCAGCGGCUCUAUGUCGAGCACGGCUCGCGGGGAUCCGAGCUCAUCGUCGUUCCCUUCAAUCAAGGAAGUCAGCAGGAUCUCGACGGUCUGGUGGAGCAUAUCUUUACUCCAGGCACCGGCCUGGGUUGGGAUCUCGAUCACAUUGUUCCUUUUGCCGCGAUCUCCGAGUCAGGCCGGGAGAUUGACAAUAUUGACUCCAAGUCUGAACUAGCUCAUCGAAUCAUGCUGACCAAUACCCUCCGGCUAAUGGGUGCCGUCAAGAAACAGAAACAGCUUCGCGGAUAUCGGACUCGGCCAACACAGGUUAUCCUGCCUCUUUCACCUAACCACGGCGCUUUUGGCAACGACGGCCUCUAUGGCGAGUCGAAAAUUGCCCUCGAGUCCUUGUUUGAGAAAUGGCAUUCGGAGUGCUGGUCCACGUACCUGUCCAUCUGCGGCGCGGUCAUUGGUUGGACUAGGGGCACCGGCCUGAUGGCUGAUAACAACAUCGUGGCGGCCGGGAUAGAGAGUCACGGCGUGCUGACCUUUUCCACAACCGAAAUGGCGGCAUAUAUCCUGGUACUCAUGACUCGGAAGCUGGCUAAUCAGUGCAAUGUGCAGCCGCUGUAUGCCGAUCUUACCGGCGGCCUGAACGCGAUUCCAAACCUGAGGGCCACCUUGGACAGUAUCCGACGCGAUAUCUUUGAUAAAAGUGCCCUACGUGCUGUCCUUGCGCGCGAGCAAGCGGCCGAGAAGAAGCUCACUGCGUGUGGCGCUCCGGCGGUCCAAGAGAAGGGUCCACGACCACGUCUGGCCAACAUCCAAUUUACAUUUCCACGUCUGCCCGAUGCGAAGACAGAAGUUGAUCCCCUGCGCGAGAAAUUGAUGGGCAUGGCGGAUCUAGAGCGCUUGGUGGUGGUAACAGGAUUCUCGGAGGUGGGGCCGUAUGGAAACUCCCGAACUCGCUGGCAGAUGGAAGCUGGCGGGCGACUGUCGCUGGAGGGCUGUAUUGAGAUGGCAUGGAUCAUGGGUCUCAUCACACACCAUGACGGCCCGCUGGACGGGAAGCAUUUCACCGGCUGGGUGGACGCGAAGACAAAAAAGCCAGUGCAGGAUUUGGAUGUCAAGGCUCGCUAUGAAGAGCAUAUUCUAAACCACACGGGCAUCCGACUGGUGGAGCCAGGCCUGGAUCCUAGCGAGCCGCCAAACAAGAGGCGGCUUCUGCAAGAGAUCGUGCUCGAGGAGGAUCUGCCACCCUUUGAAGUAUCGCCGGAGGUGGCACAGCAACUUGUCCACGAACAUGGAGAAAAGCUGGUUGAUAUCUCGCCGCAAGGUGAACAGUGUGUCGUCCACUUGAAGAAGGGCGCAGUGCUGAUGAUCCCCAAGGCUUUGCGCUAUGAGCAUGCUGUUGCAGGACAAGUCCCUAGUGGUUGGGAUGCACGCACCUACGGUGUUCCCGAAGACAUAGUCUAUCAGGUGGACCGCGGAACCCUAUUCACGUUGGUUAGCACCAUGGAGGCACUGGUUGCCUCGGGUAUCACUGACCCGUAUGAGCUAUACGAGUAUAUCCAUCUCUCAGAAUUUGGGAACUGUAUCGGCUCCGGUCUCGGUGGCGUCCAUUCCCUGAAGAAACUGUUCAGAGAUCGUUACCUGGAUAAAGACGUGCAGAAGGAUAUUCUCCAGGAAACGUUUAUUAAUACCACCGCUGCCUGGGUCAAUAUGCUGCUGAUAUCGUCUGCCGGUCCCAUCCGCACGUCAGUUGGUGCCUGUGCGACAUCGAUUGAGUCUCUCGAAACAGGGGUUGAGACUAUCAUCAGUGGGCGUGCCAAGAUCUGUCUUGUUGGAGGAUAUGAUGAUAUGACACAUGCAGUGGCGGAUGAGUUUGCCAACAUGAAAGCCACCACCAACCCGGAGGAAGAGGCGAAGAAAGGAAGACUCCCACUGGAGAUGUCCAGGCCAUCUGCGGAGAGCCGAAGUGGUUUUGUGGAGUCGCAGGGCAGUGGAGUUCAGGUUAUUACUUCUGCCCGUCUAGCCCUCGACUUGGGGCUGCCGAUUCAUGGCGUUGUUGCCUGGGUAGGCACUGCAAGUGAUAAGACUAGCCGGUCUGUGCCUGCGCCUGGGCAAGGCAUCUUGACCAACGCCCGAGAGAAGCCCAACAGGUUCCCUUCGCCGCUGCUGGACAUUGAUUACCGCAAGCGCCGUCUCGAAUCAAGGCUGAAACAGAUCCUGGAGUCAGUGGAGAUCGAAGUUCAGAUGCUUGAGGAGCAAAUAGCAAACCAGGGGAAUAUCUCCAAAGAAGAGUUUCAGGAUCAUCUUGACUUCGUUGAAGCGGAAGCACAGCGCCAGCGCAAGGAAGCCUUGAAUACGUUUGGCAAUGAAUUCUGGAAGAAUGAGACCUCUAUUUCCCCGGUUCGUGGUGCUUUGGCAAUUUUUGGAUUGACAAUUGACGAUCUCGAUUUUGUGUCCUUACAUGGCACAAGCACUGUCAUGAACGACAAGAACGAGCCCGACGUACUCGAAACUCAAAUGCGACACCUCGGCCGCAUGCCCGGGAACCCCCUCUUUGCAAUUUCCCAGAAAUAUCUCACGGGUCAUCCCAAGGGUGCCGCGGGUGCAUGGAUGCUGAAUGGCGGCCUGCAAGUGUUGGACACCGGCCUCAUUCCAGGCAACCGCAAUCUGGAUAACGUCGACGGGAAGCUGGAGAAGAAUAAUUACAUCGUCUAUCCUAACCGCAGCAUUCAAACCAGCGGACUGAAGGCUUUCUCCGUGACCUCAUUCGGCUUUGGGCAGAAGGGGGCGCAGGCCAUCGUGGUGCAUCCCCGGUAUCUCUAUGCGAUGCUCGAAGAUGCCGAGUUCCGGAAGUAUCAGACGCGACGCCAGACACGAUAUCGGAAAGCCUUCCGCUUUUUCCAUCGUGGAUUGGCAACCAACGCCAUGUUUGUGGCCAAGAAUGACCCGCCGUACAAGCCAGACCAGCAACAGUCGGCGUUGUUGGAUCCAACGGCGCGAGUGGGACCGAGCCUUGGAAUUUCAUAUUAG